This is a messenger RNA of Rangifer tarandus platyrhynchus (Svalbard reindeer), 939 nucleotides long. NCBI's taxonomy places the organism in Eukaryota, Metazoa, Chordata, Mammalia, Artiodactyla, Cervidae. The record is from the annotation of a GenBank genome assembly.
AUGGCGGCUCAGAAGAUAAACGAGGGGCUGGAACAUCUGGCCAAAGCAGAGAAAUACCUGAAAACUGGUUUUUUGAAAUGGAAGCCGGAUUAUGACAGCGCCGCUUCUGAGUAUGGAAAAGCAGCUGUUGCUUUUAAGAAUGCCAAACAGUUUGAGCAAGCAAAAGACGCCUGCCUGAAGGAAGCUGUGGCCCAUGAGAACAACAGGGCCCUUUUUCACGCUGCCAAAGCAUACGAACAAGCUGGCAUGAUGCUGAAGGAGAUGCAGAAACUCCCGGAGGCUGUUCAGCUGAUCGAGAAGGCCAGCAUGAUGUACCUGGAAAAUGGCACCCCAGACACGGCCGCCAUGGCCCUGGAGCGGGCCGGGAAGCUGAUAGAGAAUGUAGAUCCAGAAAAGGCUGUGCAGUUAUAUCAGCAGACAGCCAACGUGUUUGAAAAUGAAGAGCGCCUGCGGCAGGCCGUUGAACUCCUGGGAAAAGCCUCUCGGCUGCUGGUGCGCGGGCGCAGGUUUGAUGAGGCGGCACUCUCUAUUCAGAAAGAAAAAAACAUUUACAAGGAAAUUGAGAAUUAUCCAACUUGUUAUAAGAAAACAAUCGCCCAGGUCUUAGUGCACCUGCACAGGAACGACUACGUGGCAGCUGAGCGCUGUGUCCGCGAGAGCUACAGCAUCCCCGGCUUCAACGGCAGCGAGGACUGCGCCGCCCUGGAGCAGCUCCUGGAGGGCUACGACCAGCAAGACCAGGACCAGGUGGCCGAGGUGUGCAACUCGCCCCUGUUCAAGUACAUGGACAACGAUUACGCGAAGCUGGGCCUGAGCCUGGUGGUCCCAGGAGGAGGCGUCAAGAAAAAGGCAGCAGCCCCCCCGCAGGCCAAACCUGAAGGCCCUGCUGCCCCUGCCGCCGAGGAUGAGGAGGACGAGUACGCUGGGGGGCUGUGCUAG